GACACGUGAAUGUCUCGGCGGCGGGCCCAAUCAACCGUCUCUGCCUCUGCCACGAAUGGCAGGUCGACUGGCUGGUCGCGAUCGCGUCCCACUCCUCCAUCUAACUGCUUUUCACCCGACGAUAAUACUGUUGACGAAUCCCACCAACCACAACCUGUAGUGCUCGAACCCCCCCCCAAAAAGACAGCCAUCGAGCGACAUUCCACACCGGAACGCCCGCAACACCCGCUUCGCCUACAGGCCGAGUGCGCAUCAUUUAAUCUCGACUGCGAUCGACCUUGGCUGCUCCAGGACAGCCACCUUACGGCGACGCGCCGCCGGUUGGCUGCCUUUUGUCAGCGCUCAGUCUCUCGAAUCCACGGCCUCCCCUCCACUCGGUACCAUACAUUUCUCCACGGACCCCGAGCAUAGGUAGCUGCGCGCCCCGUCCCCACGCGAAAAAAGGGGAGGAGAUGAGCAUUCAAGAGAGCUGUCGAGCCGGCAUCUAUUGGAAUUUCUAGCUAGCCUUGCAUGAGCUACCCGACUGCGACCGCUUCGGACUGUACUCUUCGAAAAAGGCACCGAAAGCCUGCCGAGGCCUCAGACCUUCCAUAAACAUAGCCGUCGUCGCACAUCCGCAUACGCCUCUGCUGCGUGUCUCGCCUGUCGAAUGCAUCGACUCCCCCCUAGACUCGGUCAAUAGCUGUAGUGGAUAGGGAGGUACGGCCCUCAUCUAUCGACCAUGGCGGGAGGAAACAUCAAGGUGGUGGUGAGGGUUCGGCCCUUCAACGGGAGAGAAAUCGACCGUGGGUCAAAAUGUAUCGUAGAGAUGAAGGGCAACCAGACGAUCCUAACCCCACCUACCGACAGCGCUCACAAUGCUAAGGGUUCCAAGGACCUCUCCGUGAAGACGUUCGCCUUUGACAAGUCCUACUGGUCCUUCGACAAGAAUGACCCCAACUACGCGGGACAGGACAACCUCAAUGAUGACCUCGGAAAACCCCUCUUGGACAAUGCGUUCCAAGGCUACAACAACUGUAUUUUUGCCUACGGGCAGACCGGGUCCGGGAAGUCCUAUUCCAUGAUGGGUUACGGGAAGGAUGCUGGUAUCAUUCCCAACAUCUGCCAAGACAUGUUCAGGCGGAUCGAGCACCUACAGAAGGACAAGACGAGCCGAUGUACUGUCGAGGUAUCCUAUCUCGAAAUUUACAACGAAAGGGUGCGCGACUUGUUGAACCCGUCGACAAAGGGGAACCUCAAAGUCAGAGAGCAUCCCUCGACCGGCCCGUACGUGGAAGACUUGGCCAAGUUGGUGGUCAGCAGCUUCCAGGAGAUCGAGCACCUCAUGGACGAAGGCAACAAGGCGAGAACGGUCGCCGCGACAAACAUGAACGAGACGUCCAGUAGGAGUCACGCCGUAUUUACGCUCAUGCUUACGCAGAAGAAGUACGACGCCGAGACGAAGAUGGAGAUGGAGAAGCAGGCCAAGAUCAGCCUGGUCGAUCUGGCUGGUUCGGAGAGAGCAACAUCCACCGGUGCCACGGGCGCCCGCCUGAAGGAAGGUGCCGAGAUCAACAGAUCGCUCUCGACUCUCGGCCGCGUCAUAGCAGCUCUGGCCGAUCUCUCCACGGGGAAGAAGAAGAAGGGCCCCGGCGGCACGGUUCCGUACCGAGACAGCGUUCUCACGUGGCUGCUGAAGGACUCGCUGGGCGGGAACAGUAUGACUGCCAUGAUUGCAGCGAUUAGUCCGGCCGAUAUCAACUACGACGAGACGCUGAGUACGCUGCGAUACGCCGACUCGGCCAAGCGAAUCAAGAACCACGCCGUGGUCAAUGAAGAUGCAAAUGCUCGCAUGAUUAGAGAGUUGAAAGAGGAGCUGGCGCUACUCCGGAGCAAGCUAGGCGGUGGUGCUCCUGCCGGCUCGGGGGGUCCCGCUGUGCCGCCGGAGGAGAUAUACGCUGAAGGGACCCCCCUGGAGAAACAGAUCGUUAGCAUCACACAGGCCGACGGCACCGUGAAGAAGGUUUCGAAGGCCGAAAUCGCCGAGCAACUGAGCCAAAGCGAGAAGCUUCUGACCGAUCUCAACCAGACGUGGGAAGAGAAGCUCCAGAAGACGGAGGAGAUCCACAAGGAACGUGAGGCCGCGCUCGAAGAGCUUGGUAUUAGCAUCGAGAAGGGGUUCGUGGGGCUGCACACCCCGAAGAAGAUGCCCCAUCUCGUCAACUUGUCUGACGACCCCCUUCUUGCGGAAUGUUUGGUCUAUAAUCUCAAACCUGGCAAGACGACGGUAGGAAAUGUGGACUCGAACUCGGAACAUCAAGCGAAUAUCCGCCUUAAUGGUACCCGGAUUCUCCAUGAUCACUGCUCGUUCGACAACGCGCCGGAUGGUACGGUUACCAUUACUCCUAACGAAGGCGCGUCUAUUAUGGUCAACGGGAAGCGCGUCACGGGAACGACGAGAUUACACUCCGGCUAUCGGGUCAUCUUGGGCGACUUCCAUAUAUUCCGAUUCAACCACCCCAUGGAGGCUCGUGCGGAGAGAGACGAGACUAGGCAAAGUCUGCUUCGUCAAUCUGUGACGGCGAGCCAGCUGCAGACGCUGGACCGUAUGUCGCCUUCGCCGCGACUGAACCAUGAGCGAUCUAUAAGCAAAGCCGGUUCCGAGUUUGGUGAGAGCCGACCGGAGUCUCCGGUACCGUAUCGGAACGAGCGAGACACGGACUGGUCGUUUGCGCGACGGGAAGCCGCAGGCGCUAUACUCGGAACGGACAAGAACCUUCAGAGUCUGACUGACGAGGAGCUCAACGCCUUGUUCGAGGAUGUCCAACGUGCGAGAGCCGAGCGCGUUAACGAUCGCGAAGGCGACGAGGAUUUGGAGUCCAACACGUCCUAUCCGAUCAGGGAGAAGUACAUGUCGACCGGCACGAUUGACAACCUCUCGCUCGAUACGGCGCUUACGAUGCCGUCUACUCCGAAAGCUGGGGACGUCGACGACCGGCUGAAGGAGAUACGAGAAAAUAUGCAGUCCGAAUUCGAGAGGCAGAAGGAGGAAUACCAAGGCCAGCUCAAGAGUGCGGAAGCGGCUAACGUCGAAGUCGAGGAGAUUAAGAGGGAAAAGGCGAGGAUGGAGGAAACGCUGGCGAAGCUCAAGGCUGACAUGCAGAAGCGGUUGGAAGUCCAAAAACAAGAGUUCGAAGCCAAGAUAGAAAAGAUGGAUCCGCUUAAGAGACCCAAGGCAAAGCCGAAGCUAUCGGAAGAGGAGAUCAAGACCGCUAAAGAGAUCGUUGAACAUUGGAAAGGCCGACACUACGUCCAGAUGGCCGAAGCCGUCUUACAGCACACGGCUACCCUCAAAGAGGCACAGAUCAUGAGCGAGGAGCUCGGGGAAAACGUGGUUUUCCAAUACACCGUCGUGGACAUCGGGCACGCGCGCUGCUCUUCUUACGACAUGGUACUCAACGACGUGCCCGGCGAAGGGGAGGAUCUACCGCUUGAGGAAGCACCAAAACCGUGUGUGGGUGUUCGUGUCAUCGACUACAAGAACUCGGUCGUCCAUCUCUGGAGUUUAGACAAGCUUCAUGAUCGCGUGCGGCAAAUGCGCCAGAUGCACCAAUACCUUGACCAGCCGCAGUACUCGCAGCAUUUCAAACUAGACAACCCUUUCGUUGAGAACUGCAUGCCCGAGUACUCUCUCGUUGGCGAGGCCGACGUCCCCCUCCAAGCUGUCUUUGAAAGCCGGGUUCAAGACUUUGCCUUGGAUGUCCUAUCGCCCCAUACCUACCAUGCUAUAGGGAUCAUCAAGCUUUCCCUGGAGCCUUCCAGCGCUCGGGCUCCAUCCAGCACUCUCAAGUACAACGUUGUUAUGCAUGAUAUGGUCGGGUUUGCCGAGCGAGAGGGCACCGAUGUCCACGCCCAACUUUUCAUCCCGGGUGUAUCAGAGAGCGUCACGACGACCCAGAUGAUCAAAGAUUUCGACGAAGGGCCGAUACGAUUCGAUAGCGUGCAUAGUAUGAGUGUUCCGUUGUUCGGACCCCGAGGCGUUAACCUGAGGAUUGCAAUAUUCGCCAAGGUUUCCACGAUGCAUCUAGACAAGCUGCUAAGCUGGGAUGAGAUGCGCGAUUCGACCCCGGGCGACGAGAACAAGGCUAGGGGUGCUCGAAUCAACGAGGCUCAAUUCUAUACCGAGGAGAAGCACGACUUGCUAGCCCGCCUACAGAUACUCGAGCUUAAUGAGAGCGGAAAGUAUGUCCCUGUCGAAGUGACACAGACAAGCGAGCUCGAUACCGGCACCUUUCAACUGCACCAGGGCCUACAGAGGCGCGUGGAGAUCAACCUCACACACAGCUCGGGGGACAUGCUGCCUUGGGAAGAUAUAAGCUCCAUCCGGAUCGGCAGGAUCGAGCUAGUCGACCACGCCGGUAAGAAUCCUGAUAUGGGGUCUCCGGCCCCCGAUAUCUCCUUGAGGUUGAGUGCAAAGCCUUCUCUUCGUCGAAAUGCCAACGGCACGCGAAGCAUGAAGAUCACUGGGCAGUGGGAUUCCAGCUUACACGACUCGCUCCUGCUGGACCGGACGACGGCAGACAAGUACAAAGUCCAAAUGACGCUGUCCUGGGAUAUCACCGCCGAUAACCUCGCCGAACCGAUGAAGUUCUCGACCAAUAUCUACUGUCAGAUCCUAGGGAGGUCGUUCGUUCGCCAGACAUCGAUGCUGUCGUCUUUAUUCCAGCACGUCAGGAUCGUCCAUUCCUCGACCGCCAUUUUCACUCUCAAAAUGCGGCCCGCACCGAUCAAACGAGUCGGCGACCUGUGGAGAAUGAACAGCCAACACGACUACGUCAAGGGCGAAGAGAACUUGAGAAACUGGGCCCCGAGGGGAGUGUCGCUGGUCGGCGACUACAUCGUGGCGCGGAAGAAGAAGAGACGCACCGCCGAGAUCGCAGCCGCUCAGCUAUUUCUUAAGAAAAUCGGCUUGCCUGAGCCUAAGAGCAAACCCACCGAUGAUGAGGAUCCUUCCGACGACGACGUCUUCGCUAGUCCCAAAGCUCACGAUGACGAUCAAGAUUCGAUCAACGCGCUUCUCAUUGACACGCCCGAGACAUCGCGACCAUCGACCCCUAAGCUGCUAGAGCCUGACGAAGACGGCGAGGCUGAACAGCUGCUCGAACAGCCCGAACAACCUACCGAGCAACCUCGAGGGCCAGAGUAUAGCGAACAUGAAACCCUCGUGCUGAAGAAGUCUCUAAAGCUUUGGUUGCGAUAUCCGGACCCUCUUACCCGGAUCCUCGGCCCAGCAAACACCGCGCCUCCCGAGAAUGGCAUCGCACCCGAAUCAACCACGCCGCCUAGAUUACUCUCUACUGUCAUCAGAGUGCCAAAGAAUCCGAAUGUGCUCAAAGGGGGUUAUCUGUUGGUGCCCAGCAACGAUUCCAGCAAAUGGGUGAAGAGGUUUGUAGAACUCCGACGACCGUAUCUGCAUAUCCACAACGUCAACGAUGGAGACGAGGUGGCCAUUGUCAGCCUUCGCAACUCCCGAGUAGACAGUCAGCCGGAGAUCCUGGCGCUAUUAAAUGGCCACGAAGACGAACAGAAUAUAUCAUCGCCGCCGCUGGCGAUCGGUGACGGCACCGGAGACGGUGCCGGAGACUUCCGGCCAAGUCAUCGCCGAACGACGUCGGGUCGGACCAUCUCGUCCAUCUGGUCCGGAUCUCCGCGGCCCUCGGGCCCUAGCCUCGGUGGUCUGAGCGAGCGCCUCCAGGCGGGCGUAUUUGCUGUUUAUGGGACAGACAAUACGUGGCUGUUUGCCGCGCGUAACGAGCGCGAGAAGCGCGACUGGAUCUUCCGCAUCGACCAGAGCUACUUCUCCGGCAACGGGAGCGCGACCGGCAGCGGCGCCGCGAGCCCGCUGCCCAGGCAUUACUUGCUGGAUGCCGACUGAGGGGACCACUACCUAACCUAACCUACCUUAUUACCACAAAUUCAAAAGCAACCGACCGCCGGCCGCCCUACUCCGGCCGGCUUUUCCUUGGGCGCUACGAGAUCACGAUAGUCUUCGUUUUUAUCAUCAUAAUCAUGGAAGCAUGCAGGGGUUGGGAUAGUCCACACAAAGACAAGACAAGAUGGCGUUGCUUUUUUUUUCUUCUCCCCCCUUUUGUCGUCGCUCUUUUUUUUUCUCUUUCUCGAAUGCUUACAAGAAUACCCCCCAAUCGCACUAUCACUUACCUCGCCAGAAUUUUCCCUUCCCUUCCCGCCUCUCCCUCUCUCUCCCUCUCUCUUUCUCUGUAUGUAAAAUCUAGAUAUUAUACCCCCGAACCGAAGCUCUCCGCACGUCGCAGAACGGGGGGGGCUCUUCCCUUCCUUCGCUCUUUUCUAGGAGACAAAUACGGAGAUACACGUGUUCGCGAAGGGGGCCUGUCUGGGGGGGAAGCUGAAGACGGAAAAAGGAGCAGGGCGCGGGCGGGAGGGGGAAGAAGGGGAACAACAGAACGGGAACUUGACCCUUUUUUUCUCUCUCUCUCUCUCUUCCCUUUCUUCUUCCCUUAACUCGUCUAG
Molecule: messenger RNA, 6528 nt
Organism: Durotheca rogersii
Lineage: Eukaryota; Fungi; Ascomycota; Sordariomycetes; Xylariales; Xylariaceae
Product: kinesin heavy chain
Exons: 3
Coding region: 722-5914 (1730 amino acids)
Biological process (GO): microtubule-based movement
Molecular function (GO): microtubule motor activity; ATP binding; microtubule binding
Source: RefSeq, a predicted model, not a curated record